Molecule: messenger RNA, 11848 nt
Organism: Python bivittatus (Burmese python)
Lineage: Eukaryota; Metazoa; Chordata; Lepidosauria; Squamata; Pythonidae
Gene: PRKAA2
Product: protein kinase AMP-activated catalytic subunit alpha 2
Biological process (GO): protein phosphorylation; intracellular signal transduction
Cellular component (GO): cytoplasm
Molecular function (GO): ATP binding; AMP-activated protein kinase activity
Source: RefSeq, a predicted model, not a curated record
CUGCGUUUAAAGGGAAAGGGGAAGAGGCGGCCUGCGGGGCCAUGGCUGGAAACCUUGAGCCAGUGGAGCAACCUGGCUGUUCCUCGGUGUUUGCUAAAGUGCACGAGUCUCUCACACACAGCCUUCAACGACCGGGUCGGCGGGGUCUCCCAGCACGACUCCUAGGACUUCCAUCAUCCCAAGCGCAUACCAAUUGGCCAUGCUGGCUGGGGACGAUGAGGCUUGAAAUCAGUUGGAGAACACCAGCUUACUGGACAUAAAGUAGCAGUCAAAAUUUUAAACAGGCAAAAAAUUCGUAGUCUGGAUGUUGUUGGAAAGAUCAAACGAGAAAUCCAAAACUUAAAACUUUUCAGACAUCCCCAUAUUAUCAAAUUGUAUCAGGUGAUCAGCACCCCCACUGAUUUUUUCAUGGUGAUGGAAUAUGUGUCUGGUGGAGAAUUGUUUGAUUAUAUCUGUAAACAUGGACAUGUAGAAGAGGCUGAAGCCAGGCGUCUCUUUCAGCAAAUUCUGUCAGCUGUAGAUUACUGCCAUAGGCAUAUGGUGGUUCACAGAGAUCUGAAACCAGAGAAUGUGCUGCUGGAUGCACACAUGAAUGCCAAGAUAGCUGAUUUUGGGCUGUCCAACAUGAUGUCAGAUGGUGAAUUCCUGAGAACCAGCUGUGGGUCACCCAACUAUGCAGCACCAGAAGUAAUCUCUGGAAGAUUGUAUGCUGGCCCAGAAGUUGAUAUCUGGAGCUGUGGUGUUAUUCUUUAUGCUCUCCUCUGUGGGACUCUUCCUUUUGAUGAUGAGCAUGUCCCAACCCUGUUUAAAAAAAUCCGUGGAGGCGUCUUCUACAUUCCUGAAUACCUCAAUCGUUCAAUAGCAACCCUGCUGAUGCAUAUGCUGCAGGUUGACCCACUCAAACGAGCCACCAUCAAGGACAUACGAGAACAUGAAUGGUUCAAACAAGAUCUGCCCAGUUACUUGUUUCCAGAAGAUCCAUCAUAUGAUGCCAAUGUCAUGGAUGAUGAUGCCGUGAGGGAAGUUUGUGAGAAAUUUGAAUGCACUGAGCCAGAAGUGAUGGCCAGCUUAUACAGUGGAGAUCCUCAAGACCAGCUUGUAGUAGCUUAUCACCUGAUCAUUGAUAAUCGCAGAAUCAUGAAUCAGGCCAGUGAGUUCUACCUCGCUUCCAGCCCACCCAGUGGUUCUUUUAUGGAUGACACUAUGCAUAUCCCCCCAGGGGUGAAACCUCACCCAGAAAGGAUGCCUCCUCUAGUUGCAGAUAGUCCCAAAGCAAAAUGCUCCUUGGACGCACUGAACACCACCAAGCCAAAGCCAUUGACUGUAAAAAAAGCCAAGUGGCAUUUAGGAAUACGGAGUCAAAGCAAGCCUUAUGAUAUCAUGGCUGAAGUUUAUCGGGCCAUGAAACAGCUGGAUUUUGAGUGGAAGGUGGUGAAUGCCUAUCAUCUUCGAGUGCGUAGAAAGAAUCCAGUUACAGGAAAUUAUGUGAAAAUGAGUUUGCAGCUGUAUCAGGUUGACAAUCGCAGCUAUCUGUUGGACUUUAAAAGCAUUGAUGAUGAUGUCGUGGAGCAAAGAUCGGGUUCUUCUACACCUCAGCGCUCAUGCUCAGCAGCUCGCUUGCACAGACCAAGACUAAGUUUUGACUCUGCCGCUGUUGAUUGCCAGUCACUUCCUGGGUCCCUUCCUGGCUCUUUGACUGGGAGCAUGUCCUCUGUGACACCACGCCUUGGGAGCCAUACAAUGGAUUUCUUUGAAAUGUGUGCCAGUCUCAUUAUGGCUCUUGCUCGCUGACAGGUAUAAUUCAGAAGCUUGAUUUCAGUGGGUGAGCGUUGGCCUUGGGCAAAUCUGUACUCAAGGCUGAGUUGGAAGCGUGUGUGGCAAAGAAAGCCUCAUUUUGAGUGUAGAAAUGUCAGGUUCUGCACCCAGGAAAUAUUUUGUAUAUUUAAGAGAGAAGACAAAAGUGUUCAAUUUAGGUAAGCCUAACUGCAGAUUUUGCUUUAUUUUUGCUAGAAAUUUGUUGGUGUUAUUUCAUAGGUAUGGUAGAAAUGAUGGAGCAGUGGAGUUAGCACUCAGCAGAAGUGAGAACUGAGGGCCUCGGCCAACAGCUGGUAGCUAUUGGAUUUUACUAGCUGCCAUGCAAAAGUCAGAUGCUGCAGACAAUGCAACAGCUGCCAAAAAUCUGAAAAUAUCUACAGUUCAAGAAUCCAUAACACUCAUGCCAUGUUGAAUGAACAGUGCAAUAAUAUUCCUGAAAACUUGACCAUCAAAAGGUUUUUUAAAAACUGACUUUAGAAAACAAAGGCAAUAGAAUCCUGGAUAGAACUGAUCUGGAUUUAUACUCAUGGAAGAAAAGUUUGUAUCUGCUGUUCUUCCACAUAUUAGAACAUGCAAAAUCACCCAUAGGGUAGGACUGUUGCUCAAUGAGAAGUGCAAUUCUGAAAUCUUUUUGAUCUCAGACUUCAAAUAAUUAUAAUGUAGACCUAGGUAUUUAAGUUUGGAAAUAUAUGACGGCAAGCCUCUGGCCAAGCCUGAUGUAUUCUUUUCUUCUUUGGAAAUGCUUUUGGAAUGCUUAAAAGUCAACAUUGCUUUUGUAUCCUACUCAUGGAUCCAUCUGAAUGAAUUAAUGCAACCUACCUCCUAAAAUAGUGUAGAACAGGAUUCAAGACUUGCUGACUCAAAAGCAGUGAACUAGAAAUGAACACCUGGAGCAUCACAGGUUCUCCAAACCUGAGCUAGAUAAUCCAUUAUAAAGCAAUUAUUUUAUAUUCUUGUUACAUUGUGGUGAAAUUAAAUAAAGCAACUACUUUUAUUAGAGGUAGCAAGUGACAAAUAAUGCAAAAACAUCUGUUACUUCAGUUAUUAGGUAGUAACCUCUAUCUGAUCUGAACACAUUUUGAAUUGAAUUUUUGCUGCUACUGAAUUGUACAGCACACCUGUUUCUCACACCAGUGGAAAAUUGUCCUCAGAGAUGAAUCAAACUAGAUGACUCACUGUGUAAAAUCCCCAAAACCUAGAAGCUGGCAACCAUUCAAAUUCAGAAAUCACUUGAUUACAAUUCUUUUGAGAGGUAGAUGGUAGUCGGGGUUACCAAUUCUUUUUGCAAGCUAUCCUGCAGCAACAUUUCCCUGGUUUUAAUUAAAGUUUUUUUUAUUAAGGAGUCUCUGUUUUUGCUGAAGGAAUUCUUUUUACUGCCGCCUUUCAUAACCACUUUGUCCUUGCUGCUGUUCAUUGUCCUAGGCUUCUUACACUCAGACCACCUACUAUAUCUCAUAAGUACAAUUUGCAGUCUGCGCUUAAUCUUAUUAUUAAUUCUCCCAUCAAUCAUUCCCACCAUGUUUUGCAUCAAAUGUAUCAAAAUGCUGAGUUUACACAUUUAAAUCAGCAAUAUUUAUUAAUCCCAUGGCAGUAAUAGAUCAAAAUUUCUGUAGCCACACUAUAAAAUUCAUAAUUGGGGGGAAAGGAAGGAAAAAUUAUGUUUUCCUUCUGGAGUGAGGUCCUUUGGUAAUGUUCUCUUUCAGAAAAAAAGCUAAUAAACUUAUAAAGCAAGGUAAUUAUAGAGAACCCAAGCUUUUCAGAGAAGAGAGGAUAGCAGAGAACAUUAGCAGCACUCAAGAAAAAGGCUCAGGUGAAAAAGAAGAACAUAGCACUCAAGACAAAUUUUCCUUGCUUCAGAAGCAAAUCAUUUUUAAACACUUCUGCAGCUUUAAUUGUCUGUUACAGUAUUUGCUAGGUGCUAAUUUCAGGCAGGUUUUAAGAAGAAAGGUUUCCUGAUGCACACAGCAUAUUUAUUUACUUGCACGUCUGUUCAGAAAAUAAGUCCCACUGGCUUUGGAUAGACUUAGGUCUAAGUAAGAACAUAUAGCAUUGCUAUCUAAAAUAUUUAAUCUAUCCUUUAAAAAAAAGGUGGGGGAGUCCAUCUGCUUUGGUUUUCUGCUUUAAACAUUGAUGCAAGGGAGAGAGGAGCACCUCUGGAACUGCCAUGGAAGCCAGUUGUGGAAGGGGAUGGAUUUGAGAUCUUUCACAAAGGCUCACUCUCAGUCUUCUGCAUAGUUAGCCUCUCUUAGGAUUAGGAAGUAUCAAUUACUCUUGGUCUCUGUUCUCUUUUUAAGUAGAUUCCUCUUUCUCAAAAAAGACAUAUUCCUUUAGAAGACUUAUCAGAAACAAAAGCAUUUCUUGAAGAAUGUAUGUUUGUCUUGGUCCUAAAUCAUAUAAUUGUGAUGAAUAAGAGCUGAAAAAUAACAACGGACAAGGAUGUUUCCCAGUUUACUCUUUGGUCAAAUCAUCAGUGUUUUUCAGUUACUGAUGCACAGAUUCGUUGUUUUUUAUCUUCAUUUCUGAUUUGCCACUUCCCGAUGGUUAGGGAUCUUUCGACACAUGCUAAAAAUUUGAUAUGCAUCUCAAUAUUUUCACAUCUUACCUUCCAUAACCUUUUACCUUCACCUUUCUAUUACAUUAUGAAUGUGUUGGCUUCCCCACAAUAAUUUAUAGAGGCAGAAGUUGUGCAACAGGGAGCUGCACUAGACCCAGUUUGAUGUUGCCAGUAACUAACACUGCAGUGAAUAUUUUUUCAGUGAGGCACUGUGCAUAAUCAAGAGUUUUGCAACACAGUCAGUCCAGAGUGGUCUUGUGUGAUGAUAUGCUCCAUCAAGAAUGGCAUAACAUUGGUCCUGAUGUGUUUCCUUACAAUGAUAAACAGAAACCUUGACAUUCUGAUGUGUGUCAUUUUAUUAAUCAUAAAAAACUCCAUCUCUUUAAGCCCACACACAGCAGUUAAAGGUCACUGCAUUAUCUAAACUGGAUAAGAAUAUCUGUCAUAAGGGAGUCACAUGUGACAAUUGCAUUUAGACUGUCUGCAGUACAUUUUUAAAAGUAACAUUAAUGGGCAUUUUCUACACAAUCAUCUGCUUUCCCUUUAAUCAUAUAGAUUAUAUUUCAACCUGGUACCCUUCAUGUGUGUUGGGAGAGAAACUCCCAGAAUUCCCAACCAGCAAUUGUCUUGAAAUUGCUCAUUGUUCAUUGAGUUCUGAAUUUCAGUUCAGAUAUACUUUUUUGUCAGUAAGGCUGUGCCAUUUUCCUCUUCAGUAGGAAACCAGCUAAAUUUAGCUUUCUAGUACUGACAGAAUCCUUUUAGAAUACUAUUUCAUGAGAACUGGAAUAUAAAUUUGACAACGCUGUUCUAGACCUUAGGGCUUUUGUGUACUUCUAAAGCUUAACUGCCUGUGACUUUGCUAGGGUAUAGAUAAAGCAGGAAUAACUUACGUUUAGUGUUCCUUUUCUUCAGGCUAUCUCAAGGCAUCAGGUUUAGUAAAUGUGUAGUAACAAACACUUUAUUAUUGGAAAUGGUAAUAUUCUUUCAAGGUGAGGGUGAAACUACAUUUUGUAAAUGCUGCAGUACAUUGUUUUAGAGUUGUUAUUUAUGUUUUGUUCGAAUAAUAGCUGUUUUUUGUUUAAUUUUAAAUUAGUUACUUGUAAUACUUGUUAAUACUUGUUAAUACUUGAUACUGUAUGAAUAAGUGCUAAUUGAGGUUGAAUUAAAAAUAACAUAGGCUCAAAUCUAGGCAAGGAGGUAUAAACUCCGAUGGAGUCAAACCAUUAUUUUAGGAAAAACGGGGGAACAAUUUUCGCCCGAUAAGUUUGCAUGAAAACUUUGCCAAAUAAUUGAAAAAUUGAAAAAAGUUCUCAAUUGUUGAUAUAGCAGUGGUUUAUCUGAAAACAGCUCUUCAGAUGCCCAUGGGUUUUGUUUUGUUUUUCUGUUGUAGGAUAUUGAUUUUGCAGGAUUUCCUUCAUAUAAUGGCGUUUCAUACAAUUAAAGGAGUGGCUGGUACAACCACUGUUUUGCUGAAAUGGAUGCGUGUAGCAGGAAAGGCUGUGUGCAUAGACCUCUUGAGUAUGGGGAUGUAUGGUUUUAUACUUUCAGGAAUGCUGUCUGAUCGUGCUUCUUGCUCUUAUAGAAGCCUACGUAUGCAGCCUUUCCUGACAUCAACACUUAAUGCAGGGACAAAGAAACCCAAGGGAUACUUAAGACUAUUGUAGCUGGACUGCAAAUCUGGCUGACUGCUAGAUGGCAGGAAAAAGCAUUUUCUUGUAUCUCUGUUUGCAGCCCAUAUAUAGUAGCCAUAGGGACCAUCUGCUUUCCCUUUAAUCACAUAGAUUGUAUUUCAACCUGGCACCCUUCAUACAUGUUGGGACAGAAACUCCCAGAAUUCCCAAACAGCAAGGUCAAAGGCUAUGCUAGCUGGAAUUCUGAAAAUUGCUGUCUCAACACAUCUGGAGCAAGGUUGGGCUACAGUAUGCAUAAUACUUGUACUAGUUGUAUUUUUCUCAACAUUUUGAAACUAAAAAAGCAGAGAUACAUGCCAAAUAAGAAAAAUAGCCUCUUUGCUUCCAAUAAAAGUUGUAAAUGGAGAUGCAGAGAAGCUGGGAAAGAGAAGCUCUAUUAAUGAAAAUGUUUGCAUUAUCACUACCAGUUUAAGCAGCAUAUACAUUUUUUCUGCCCUGCUAAAAAUUUCCACCAUUUUGGAUGGAAGCAGAUGUUUUCAGAAAACAUAUUAUUUUGCAUUCAUACUGCACUUUAUCUCUUUUUUAAUACACAAAUAUUAAUUCAGUUUACCAGUGAUGCUCAUUAAAUAAGUGUCAGUUAGGAAUAUCACAUGUGAAAGAUACAUUUAACAAAAUAAUGAUUGCAAGUCAAUGAUAGUAUUACAGCCAAAUGAAAUUUAUCCUUAUAUACUCAUGUAGAGAUAUAUUCACUAAUAACUUCUCAUUGUGAAGUUAGGAUUAGAAUUUGGAUGUAUCCAAAUGUCAGGCAUCUAUUCAGUUGUCAAAAGGAUUGCUAGAAUUAAGAUGAAUUACUGUUUUGCCUUCUGAAAGCUUCAGCUAUACAGCUAAUGCAGUAUUCAGUAUAGAUUCAGGUGGCUGUUACCGAUCUAUUUAAGUGAGGAUUGAUGUAAUGUUGUUUUCCCCCAACAAACAGGAUAAAUGCAUUUCUACACUGUUGAAGUGAAAAUACAAUUUUCAACCACUGGUUUAUUGGCAUGUUCCAGUUAGAAAAUCACUAAUUCCUCCCCCCACCAUCCCUUAGAAUCAAUACAGAAUGUGUAAAGACAGUGAUAGUGGUGGGUCAUAUAACAAGCUUCCAUUCACAGCUAAUAGUGCAGUAAUCCUUAGGUUUUAGAUUUCAAAUAAGGCUACUUAAACUGAAUUUUAAGUAGGGUUAAUUUCCUUGCAAGAAAAGUUUUCCAACAGCCAUUACAUUAUCCUAAUUUCUCCCACAUAGUUCAUAUUGGAUAUGUAACAUAAUAUUAAAAUGCAGUUUAGUAAAUCUUGGCAAUUCAUCUUCCAUAUUAGCACUGUUUUUGUUUGAAAAUGUGAACUGAGCUUGAUAUCAAAAAUUGUGCCUUCUUGUACCAGCAGCUGAAAAUGAUAGAAUGUAUCAAGUCUGCUCAUUUUGCAGAAAAAUCUACCACCUUUGUUACUGUAGGUACAGAUUAUUUUAAAUACUUGAAGUGUAUGGCCUCUGUUGCCACUUUACCUAAUUGAUGACAUUUGUAUGUGACAACACUUGUUACUAUAAUCAUGCUGUACAACUGAAGGGUUACUCUUGAUGAGUUAUAGCUUAGUGGUAGAAUGCAUAUUUUUGUAUGCAGGACUUAGAAACACUCCAUCUGAACCUCUGGAAAGUUAUUGCCAAUCAAUUUAGAAACCUCAUUGUAGCUAAGAAUGAGCUUGAUCAUAGAAAUAUUCAGAUCUUCAGAGAAGUGCUUUACUUGAUCAGAGUCUCAGACUUUUGAUCUCGUAGACUAGCUGUACCACUUCACUUCAUAACAGAGCCUUCUGUGCAGCACAUACACAGGAGUCCAUAUUUGAGAAGUGACCAUCGAGGCAUAAAAAUUCAUAUUCUUGAGGCAAAGUGCCUCGUCAAGGAAGCCCAUGGCUAAUUCACCAGGCUUUCUAUGUAGACCAGUGGCCUAACUGGAUACAAGGCAACUUUUUGUAUUUCUUUGCCUUAACAAUAAUGUAAAUGCAAUUAAGCUGCAUUCAUGGUUGGCUAAAAUGUUAAUAUGGUUUGCUCCUCCUCUCCUCUGCCAUUCCAGUCUACACUUUAUCUUGACUAUUUCAGGUAUUAAUGCCAAUUCAUCUAUACUUUCAAAUGGCUUUCCGUGCAGAUGUAAAAUUUAAAAAUGUAACCUAUAACCCGCUUGGAUGCAUAUUUCAGCAUAUAUAAGGAGCUCCUGACCAAUAACAAUUUACAGACAUAUUUCUUUGUUCCGGGGGCAGGGGAGCUAUCUGCCUUUUGAACUUCAAGAAAACAGCUGUAGGAUAGUUGAACUGCUUGUAGUGAUAGUUAAUGGAAUAGGUUUUACUUACGAUAUAAACAAGCAGGACUACUUGACAAAGAAACCUAGACAGAAAAGUCAUUAUUUAGGUUUUUUUCAAAGGUACCUUGUCUCUCUAAAAGUGGAAGCUGCUUUUGAGAAAGGGAGAAAGAAACCUACCCCUAAACAUUCCCUUAUUUGUAUCCAAGUGACUUUGGAUCAUCAAAUACCAGGAUCUCCAGUUGUUCAUAAGCUCUGCUGUCACUGCAAACAUUAUUCUGUUUAUGGAAACUCUAGGUGAAAUGGGAAAGUGAGCCUUUAAAGGAAUAGUAAAUAGAAAUGCUGCUUUUGGUAUCUGUAAUAGUAUUUGUACACAGAUUUAAUGAACAAAAAGUUAGUCACAAGUUUAAGCAUUCUAGUAUCACCCUUUAAAUUCUCCCUAAAUGCUUUGAAACUACCCCUGAAACCGCCUUAAGUAAUCUAAAUUUAUGUAAUUUCUUUGAAAACUUUACGUUUGUCUAUGCAUUUUCCUAAGUAAUUAUCAUAAAGCUUAUAACACUUUUGAAUGAUUACCAGCCUUUCAAUAUUAUUUCAUUGCUAGUUUGAAGUGAAAUCACUUUUUUUUUUCUGUAUUAAGGUACACUUGUAUGUAUGUAUGUAUGUAUCGUAUAUCUAGCACUAUUUUUUCUUCAGUGUGCAAAAUACUAGCUAUAAGACUAUACAUUUGUGUCCCUGAACUGUAAUUUUGGAAAACAGCACUAUUAACACAGACUGUGAGAAGGCUAGAUACUGUUAUAUUUGUAAUUUACAAGUGUAGAAUAAAACUACUCCAUUAAUACCAACUAAUGAAAUUUGGGUAUGAGAAAUAGACAAGUCUCCCAAGCUUAACAAGAAUUGAACUUGAAAUGAUUUGACAUAGUUUGUGAGCUAGCCUGGAGAGUCUAUAAAUUGUUCCCUGCUGUAAUCAAUCUUAAUGGUCUUCAAAAAUGAUCCCCAGAAUAAUCUCCUUUUUAUUUAACAUGUAAAAGAUUGAUGCACAAAUUGGGUCUGUAUAGAUGUUACUGAAUGAAAGCUUCCUUACUGUUGGCCAUGUGUCCUGGAUGUAUUGGAAGUUUGUAGUCCAACAAUAUGUGAUGGACUAUCCCAACGCACAAAAGACUUGGAGGGAAUUUCUUCUUCUGGGAUUUCACAUUAGGACAUUACUAAUCUGUUCAUAAGAACAGGGGGGGUGAAAGGGGCUGUUCCUUCUAGAAAGGUAAGUAAGGGGACUGAAUAUUAUUAGGUAGGAGUUAGCAGAAGUGGCUUUUGAGAACAACAGCUGGUGGAAUUAAGAGUGUUAUUCUGCCUCGAAUUUUGUUUGCAAUGAAAAAACUCAUAGGACUCACAUACCUGCGCUCAGCAAACUGUGCCAAUAUCCCUACUCAGAUAGAGUUUUUCACAAAAUAACGUUCACUGAUGCUUUCAUGAUGUACUGCUAUUUAUAGAGGAGGUAGCGCAGAUCGUUUUGAACUGAUCUCUGUUUGGCUUACAUAAGUACUUGGAAGAAGGCAGUACAACCCCACUGUCUUUUCAGUUUUGUUAUUUAAAAUAAAAAGCAAGCAUAACUUGAAGUUUCAUGUACCUAUCUCUAUGCUGAAAAAAAGUUUAUUGUAUCUCAUUGCAUGUGAUGAUUACUUCAUGGUUGACCUUUGCACUUUAAUAAACAGAUGAUAAUCUUGUAAACGCAUGAAUUACUCUUGUGGAAUCUUCAGCCCUUUUAUAUUUAAAAAAUCUACAAGUAUAAAUACUGUGGUUGGGUGGGAAAGGUUUUUUUUUUUUCCCUUCAUUAUCAGACUCUGCUCAAAGAGAAAAUGUAAGUUUCCAGGAAAUUGCCAUUAAAAGCAAAAACACAGUACUAUUCAAGAACUCAGAAAACAAUUUUUCCAAUUUUUAUCCCCGUUUCUUUUUGCUAGCAAUAGUUUGCUUCCAAGUUAUUUUUGCUGACAAACUUCACUUCUGCCUACUUUGAGUAACAUAUUGGCACUUAAUUCUUACCACCUGUUGGGAAGGUAAUACAAAUGCCCUAUUGUGUUUUGCCUUAGCUGGGAAUCUGCCUCCCCAUGUUGUCCAUUUGAUAAAUGCCCUAGAUAUGAGAUUCAUUACAUUUACCCAAUUGUAAUAUUCUUCACGGAAAAAGCACAACCAUAAUGCGAUAGUUCACAACCUUGAAAAAUAAUUAUAUUUACAAUGUCUGUGCUCAUAAUUUUUUUUUUUUUUUUUUUUGGCUAGCUUGUAUUUGCUUUGCAUUUUUUUCUCAGUGACUUGAAAAACGGCAGACUCAAAUUGUCAUUGUCAUGUUAUUCAGCUUUCCUUUGACUUAUUUUAAAAUAGGUAGGUCUCUCUUAGUGCUGAUCAUGGUCACAUUUUUCAAAUUUGCACUAUUCAAAGUGAUAUUUCUAUCGAGAAUAAGGUAAUUGGUUCCAGCUCGACAGAAAUGCAAUCCAUUUUUUUGAACAUUUUUUUAAUGCUUAUUAAUGAAAUACAACAGUAAAAGAUUAAAAGAAUAGUGGGUAAUGCAGGAAGUGGUAGCAAGAUUGUUACUUAGACCACCCUUCAGUUAUUUUUUAUGUGGUUUUAGUGUUUUUUAUUGCUUUCUAAUGGAUAAUAACCUGCCAUGAGAUCUUUAGAUAGAUCUCAUAAAUAUUUUAAAAUAAAUAAGUGAACAAAGGACAGACUGGAGAAUAAACCCAUAUCCAAAGUGUACCUACUAUCCUAUAUUCUGCUGUAGCUUUUCAAAAUGAGCCCCUUCUUUUUUGAGCUUUCCUUGAAUAGACCCUUCCUUUUCUCCAUUUUGCACACAAUAAAUAGCAUUAAACCCCCAACAGCAGCUGUGCAUGCACUAGACUCAAUUCAGCAUGCGCUAGCCUCACAUUAACUGAAUUUUGGCUUGCAUUAAACACGACCUGAUAUCAAUUUGUAAUUUGCACCCAAUUGAAUAUUGCACUCUUCGAACUUGUAUUACAGGUAGUCCUUGUUUAUGACCACAUUUGGGACCGGCCACUUGGUUGUUAAGCGAUGUAGUCGCUAAGUGAAACCAUGACUCUGCUUAUGAUCUGACUUCAGCUUUCCUUUGCUUUACAGACCUGUAAAAAUAUGACCUGUACAGACAUAUUAUACAGGACUAUCUAUAUAAUAUGUCCAAUUAUGGCAUAGUCAGAAUCCAGAAUGACGCUUUCCACUUAGUCACGAACAUCAUGAGAACUAGUUGAAAGGCACCAGCAGUAGGGCCAAAGUUUUCACAGUGUUAUCUGACUGUGAGUUCUUAUGGAAGAACAUAAAUCUACUCUCUGGCUAUUAUUCAAAGUUGCUCAGGCAGGUACCUAUUCUCUUGAUGGGACUUCCCCUUUGUAUCUCCUGCCCGCUGCCUCCAUCCUUUGACAGCAGAUUUAAAGCAAACAGGAGGGUCUAGUAGAGAGGAAACUAUCCUGACUGCAAUAUUCAUUCCAUUGGUGGAUAUUCACAGCUGGAUAUGAUCCUGAUUUUUUUUUUUUAAU